Daphnia pulex (common water flea) is the source of this 2053-nucleotide messenger RNA. RefSeq lists its product as uncharacterized. Bases 210 to 1604 code for a protein of 464 amino acids. The record is from RefSeq and is a predicted model, not a curated record. Gene Ontology annotation, biological process: synapse organization. Lineage: Eukaryota; Metazoa; Arthropoda; Branchiopoda; Diplostraca; Daphniidae. The transcript has 8 exons. Gene Ontology annotation, cellular component: neuron projection membrane.
ACGUCUGCAUUCCGAAUUCAAAAAAUUUGUUUUUGCUGGAAUGGUGGUGGCUGCUGGAAAAGAAUUUAGGAAUUGCAUAAUAGACGUGAAUAAAAAUCUGUGUACACCUCAGCCACACAUGACAAUUUCAAAAGGAAAUCAGAUUAUUUGUGUGCAUACCUUGUUUUACAAAACAACGAGGAAAAGUUCCUAGAAAAUGUGAAUCAAGCAUGGCUGGUGUGUCUGGAGUGUCGGCAGUGUGUCGUAUCGAAUAUAUCCGGUUACCCCAGGUCUGCUGGGUCAAUAACUCUAUAUACGACCACACACGACGAUGGGGGCCUGCAAAGUCACAGCAGCUAAAAGGAUUCGACUGGCACUUGAUGAUUGAAGCCCACAAGGGUCGCCAUCACAGCGCCAAAGGAGGAGGCGGAGUGGCCAGCACCCUGCUGGGCGCGUCCCAGCAUUGGGAUAACAACGUGGACAAGAGUUACAGUGGCGGCAACGCCAGCAAUGAAUCAGCGGCUGGCCAUCAGCGAGCGCCGCUCUUUGACUGGGAAUCGAACGCCUCCAGUGCUGGACCAUCGGCCACUUCAUGGGCAUCGUCGUCGGAUCAACCAAAGACGGGCGACGCCGGCCAGCAUCAUAGCAUUCAAGAAGUGACGACCACCCUGGGCCAAACGGCCUUCCUCCAUUGCCGAGUCCGUUACCUGGCCGACCGCAGAGUCCUUUGGAUGCGUCAGAGGGAUCUCCACAUUUUGACUUCGGGUCUUCACACGUACACCAACGACUGGAGGAUUUCGGCCGUCCACGUCACGGUCCGCCAGCCUCCCCAUUCCGGCCCAAUCAAAUCCAGCAGCAGCAGCAGCAGCUUUCCUGCCUCGCCGUCGGCGGUGGUGCCAACGGGAUCCAGGUCGGCAGGAUCGAGAAACUCUUCGACUCCUGGUGGCGAUUCUUCCGUCUGGGACGACGAGGAAGGCGUCUGGAGUGAAUGGACCCUGAGGAUUCGCUCGACAGAGGCCAGAGACGCCGGCCUUUACGAAUGUCAAGUGAGCACUGAGCCGAAAAUCUCCAAGAUCUACCGACUGCACGUCGUCGUGUCGAAGGCGUCGAUCCUGGGCAGUGCCGAGCUGUUUGUCAAAAAAGGCAGCGACAUCAAUUUGACUUGCGUCACGGUGACGGACGAGCACCAGCAGCCGCCGUCGGGGCUUCUGACCGCCAGCCCGCCCGGCAACAAGACGCCGCACUACUUCACCUGGCACCACAAUGGACAGGUGUUGAAUUAUUCGGCCCGCGGCGGGAUGAGCGUGACGACGGACACAAUCGAUGGUCAAAGUCGACUCCUGCUGGCCAGAGCGGGUCCUCGUGAUUCUGGCAAUUACACGUGCGUGCCCGGACCGGGAGCCACACCGGCCUCUGUCACCGUCCACGUCCUCAACGGUGAACAACCAGCGGCGAUGCAGAGGGAUAACGCUGGCUGCAUGGCGACACCUUGGUGGAGUUCUCUGCCUGGCCUGACCACGAAAUCAACUACCGGCAGUUCCGCCACGUCCUGCUGGACGGCGCUCGUCACAUUGGCCGUUUCAUCGUCGUGGUUGACUCGAUUUCAGCUCUGCCACGUCACUUGACCACUUUGACCACUUGCCACGUGAACCAUCACCUCCUAAAAUAAGAAAAAAAAAGUUCAACAAAAAAAAAUUAAUUUUUUUUUUCAAUGUCUUUUUUCUUCUUCUUUUUUUUUAGUCUAAAAAAAAGUUUUGAAUAAUUUUAUUGGAAAUUCUUGUCGAUCAAAACCCCAAACAGUCAUCGAUGGCAAAUUUCUUUCAACAACCAAAAAACCUGUAAUAAUAUUAUUAUUGUCUUUUUCAUGAUCUCUUUCUCAUCACUUAACCUAUUAUUAUUAUUAUUCUAUACAUACAAAUUCCUUUUCCUUUGUGUUCCCUUAACUGUCCACUUUGUUUAACGUCCUUCAAUAUUAAUAGCAAAAAAAACUAUAUCUCACCCUCACCAAACUUACAAAACCACAACCCAUCCAAUAUUAUAUAAUGAUGAAUAUGAAAUGAGCUCCUUUUUUUAA